Messenger RNA from Ceraceosorus bombacis, 1655 nucleotides. The record is from the annotation of a GenBank genome assembly. NCBI's taxonomy places the organism in Eukaryota, Fungi, Basidiomycota, Exobasidiomycetes, Ceraceosorales, Ceraceosoraceae.
AUGGAAAAAUUUUCAAGGUUUAGAGAUGCGGGCACUGGCAUACAGGUGAGUCAACGCUAGCUGCUCGAUGCUUGAUCUUUAUAAGAGACGAGAGGUGCUGAUGUAUGGGUUUCUGUGCAGGUCUUUCUGCCCCCUGUAGCUGUGAGUCGAUGUGCAGUCAAAUGUUGGCGAUGCCAUGCGUGAGAGCUGACUUAUCCUCCCCACUUUCAACUACAAGCCCACCGGAUCUUCAUCGCCGCUGACAGCCCUACUCAGCUUGCCUUUGCUGCUCCUGGCUGUCAUCAGAGGUCUUUCGCUAGUUCUAGUCAUCACACUUUGGUCUCUUUUCGAGCUUGCGCUCGGCACCGCUGUAAGGGGAGCCUUCCUCAACUUGGUGCUCGCGCUACUUGGCAUCUUCCCCGAGAAGCAGGUAGUAUCGCCUAACAGCAGAAAGUGAGUCUGCACUCCUGCGCAGAGCUUGGAUUGAUGACAGUUAGCAAAGCUGCUGAUCAUUGCGCACACAUGCGCUCUCUGGCAGCCGAGCAGCGCAAGUAGCUCUCGGGUCGCCCAAAGCGGGCGACCUGAUCUUGUCCAGCCACUCCUCGCCUUUGGACAUCUUGCUCCUCUUGCGGAUUUUUCCUCAAGCCAGAGUCCUCCUGCCGGUCCUCUCGCCCAGUCCCCGAGAAUCUCCGGACCCCAGGGGCAAGGCGUCCACAACCUCGUCUCGCUCGGCGGCUCAAAGGCGGAGAGGUCCUUCGUCCUAUCUGCCGGAGAGCCUCCGCGGAUCUAUGGAAGGCAACACCGAUGAAACUCCCCAGGCGCGCAGGGUAGAGGGCUGGAAAGUGAGCGAUAGCAUAUGGCAAGCUUUGAAGGUGAUUGCGAGCUGUAGGCCGCUUGAGCUGGGCUCGGAAGGCGUAACACGGGCGGACCUAGUGGACCUAGACAGCCUCAAGAAAGUGGGCUCACCUCUAAUCGUUUUCCCAGAGGUAGGUCUCCUCUACGAUCGUAGCUCUCUCAGGCAACGCCUCUGAAGGCACGGUUUGCAUCCAUCCAGAUUGUCACGUCCAAUAAUCGCGCUUUGCUCAAGCCUGCUGCUGCUGCUUUCCCAUCGAGCUGGGCAGACACCUACACCAGUACCGGCAGCCUGAGAUCGCUCAAAGACGGGCCAACAUUUUUCAUCACCACCAUUAAGUGAGUCGUAGCUCAUGACAAUGGCAUCUCUUCCCUUCACCUAACGUACGAAAUUCUCGAUACGCAGGUACGAAGCACCAACGCCUCUCUCCGCUUCACCAAUCACGACGGUCCCACGAUCUCUACCUUCUCUCUUCUUGGCCCUGCUAAGCAGCGUACCAGCAUAUGCUCCCAGCAUACGCAUACUGAAUCCGGCGGAGAGCAUCACCGGAUCGUCCAGUAGCAGCCUUUCUGAUCCGAGAGCAGGUCCGGCUGCAAAUGCCCUCAGACGAGGAAUCGAAGACGUAGUAGCUGAUACGUGGUCUAAUCUGUGAGUAACUGCCUCCUUAGCGCCAGUACAGAAAUGUAGCAGGCGGCGAGUGCACAGGUCAAAAGCUGAUACGUACACGCCCCUUCGACGUGGGCCGCGCAGCUCGAGGCUCAGGAGGACCGCUCUUGGAUGGACAGAGAAGGAUGCGUUCCUGACCAUGUAUGCUAAGAGGUGA